Molecule: messenger RNA, 1386 nt
Organism: Acanthosepion pharaonis
Lineage: Eukaryota; Metazoa; Mollusca; Cephalopoda; Sepiida; Sepiidae
Source: the annotation of a GenBank genome assembly
AUGAUCUCAUUUCCUCCAUUUUCCCACAGUCAAAUGCAACGAGCGAACAGCUUCAGAAAUCGACAGUUUGUGAUUGUCAGGUUAACUCACACUAUCUCCGUUCGUAUAUUCUCUCUCUCUCUCUCCCUCUCUCUCUCUCUCUCUCUCCAAUUAUUUUUGAUACGCACUCUACUUAUAUAUCUUAUUCGGUUCAUUAUCUAUCUAUCUAUCUAUCUAUCUAUCUAUCUAUCUAUCUAUCUCUAUAUAUAUAUAUCAGCCUGUUCAUAUCUAUCUAUCUAUCUAUCUAUCUAUCUAUCUAUCUAUCUAUCUAUCUAUCUAUGUUUUCUCUUUCUUUCUUUUUUGUAUCUUCUUUCCACUUUUUAUUUCUUUCUGCCUUUAUUUCUUCUUAAAUGUUUCUCUUUGUUUCUUCCUUUCUUUUUUCUUCCUUUGUCUGUUCCUUCCAUUGUCUUCUUUCUUUCGUUCUUUCUUUAUUUCUUUGUCUGUUCCAUCCAUUUUUACUUCUUUCUCUGUUUAUUCCUUAUUAAAUUUUCUCUUUCUUUCUUUUUCUAUUUCUUCCAUUGUUUUCUUUAUUUAUUUAUUUAUUUCCUUCUUUCCUUUUUUUUGCUGUUCCUUCCAUUUUUCUUCUUUCUCUCUUUAUUCCUUACUAACCUUUCUCUUCUUUUUUCUUUCUUUCUUUUUUCUCCCUUUUGUCUAUUUUUCCAUUGUUUUUUCUUUCUUUCUUUCUUUCUUUCUUUCUUUCUUUCUUUCUUUCUUUCUUUCUUUGUCUGUUCCUUCCAUUGUUUUCUUUCUUUCCUUCUUUCUUUUUUCUUUCUUUCUUUCUUUGUCUCGUCCUUCCAUUUUUCUUAUUUCGCUCUGUAUUACUUACUAAAUUUUCUUUUUCUUUCUUUCUUUCUUUCUUUUUCUUUCUUUCUUUUAUCUUUCUUUCUUUCUUUUCUCUUUCUUUCUUUCUUUCUUUCAGUUGCAAAAGAGACUGCUUGUAAAGACUUUUUCUAUCUAUCUAUCUAUCUAUCUAUCUAUCUAUCUAUUUAUCUAUCUAUCUUUUUCUACUGCAAGGGCUACAAAGGAUCCUUUCAAUGUGUCUAUCCUUUCAAUGUGGCUAUCCUUUCAAUGUGUCUAUUCUUUCAAUGUGUCUAUCCUUUCAAUGUGGUGCCUAUUCUUUUAAUGUGUCUAUCCUUUCAAUGUGCUAUCUAUUUCAAUGUGUCUAUUCUUUCAAUGUGUCUAUCCUUUCAAUGUGUCUAUCCUUUCAAUGUGUCUAUUUUUUCAAUGUGUCUAUUCCUUUCAAUGACUUUAAUUGUCUAUCCUUUCAAUGUGCCUAUUCUUUUUAAUUAUUCAAUGUUUUCUUUUGUGUCUAUCCUUUCAAUGUGUCUAUCCUUUCAAUACUUUUAA